GAUUGCAUAUUCCCAAAUGCCAAACAAAUUAUAAACAAUGAAACGAGUCAUCGUCGUCGUCGUCCACACGUACGACGCGCACACCCCACCGCCCAACGCGCAUAUUCUACUUAUUUUUCUUCUCUCGUCUUUCUUUCUUAUUAACCAAGCUCUCCGUCUCCAACCCCAAUCCCCGCAAGGCUCUCCUCCUUUAAACUUCUAAAAACAACCAAACUUCUUCACACAAACUCUCUCUCUCUUCUUCGUCGCCGGAAUUUGAACAGAUGGGACCGCCGGCGAGCCACGGUGGACCUUCUCCGCCGAACCCACAACUGACCCAGCAAUUCCUGAGCUCCGUCCUCUCCCAGCGCGGCCCAUCGGCCCUCCCUUAUGCCGAGGACACCAAGUGGCUGAUCCGCCAGCACCUCGUCUCCCUCACCACCGCCUAUGCUUCCCUCGAGCCCAAGACUGCCACUUUCAUCCACAACGACGGUCGUUCCGUCAACCUCCUCCAGGCCGACGGCACCGUUCCCAUGUCGUUUCAGGGCGUCACCUACAACAUUCCAGUCGUUAUCUGGCUCAUGGAGUCGUACCCUCGCCACCCUCCCUGCGUCUACGUCAACCCCACGCGCGAUAUGAUCAUCAAGCGGCCUCAUCCCCAUGUGAAUCCGUCUGGGUUGGUCUCCAUUCCGUAUUUGCAGAACUGGGUUUACCCAAGCUCCAAUCUUGUCGAACUUGCUAGGAAUUUGAGUGCCUUGUUUGGUAGAGACCCGCCUCUGUAUUCCCAGCGUAGGCCAAGUUCUAACCCUAAUCCCAAUCCCAAUCCUCCGAACCCUAACCCUAAUUCAAGCAGUUCGAGUUAUGGGCUUACCCCGAAUGGGCAUUCGUCGAAUUUUCCACGGCCGGCGAUGCCGCCGAGGGCGUACCCGCCGUCGCCGUACGGCGGAGGAGGAAGUGGGUCUUUCUCAAGGGUUCAGACGGAGGAUCCGACAGAGGUGUAUAAGAGGAACGCGAUCAAUAAGCUCGUGGAGAUGGUUCAUGGAGAUAUCAGUGGGUUGAGGAAGGCCAGGGAAGCGGAGAUGGAAGGGAUGUUUAGUGCUCAGGCGACGCUGAGGAUGAGAGAAGACCAGCUCAGCAAAGGGUUGAAGGAGAUGCAGGACGAGAAGGAAGGUUUGGAGCAGCAAUUGCAGAUGGUUUUGAUGAAUUCUGAUAUUUUGGAAGGGUGGUUGAGAGAGAAUGAAGGGAAGGCAAGGAAUUUGGAGCGUUUGGAUGUGGAUGAUGCAAUUGAAUGUGUGGAUUCGCUUUCGAAGCAGAUGCUUGAAUGCACGGCCUCCGAUUUGGCCAUUGAAGAUGCUGUAUAUUCAUUGGAUAAGGCUGCUCAAGAGGGGGCAAUACCCUUUGAUCAGUACUUGAGGAAUGUGAGAUUGUUGUCCAGAGAGCAGUUCUUUCAUAGAGCUACGGCUGCAAAAGUUCGGGCUGCGCAGAUGGAAGCUCAGGUUUCAAAUAUGGCUGUUAGGAUUGCUCAGUAUGUGUCAUGAGAAUUGAGGUGGUCAUGAUUGUUCUUUUUACAGAGGACUCAAAAGCACAUUCAAGCUUCCUUUCUCUUCUGCUGCAUUGUUGCAGCCUCUCACUGGGAUAUUGCUAAAAGAAUUAUAUAUAGCUUGAGGUUUUCAGUGGAAGUUGGCCGAUGUUUGUGCUUUUCUGGCUCAGUUUUUUUUUUUUUUUUUUUAUAAUAUUUAUCUUGAAGGUUGUUUGGCAAGUUAUAUUGAUAGGAAAAAUAUAUAUAGUUUUAUGUGAGAAAUAUGUUGUUCUUGAAUAAUUGUCAUGUUAAAAUUCAUAUUCUUUUUGUCCCAGCUUACAUACUGAUAUUAGAUAAAUUCAUUACACUGUAUUUUUAGUGUGCUUGAUUGUGUUUUAUCCAUUACCCUGUAUUUAAGAUAAACUUAUGUAAUACCAUUUCUCUUCCUUAA
Ziziphus jujuba (common jujube) is the source of this 1949-nucleotide messenger RNA. Its product is annotated as protein ELC-like. Bases 264 to 1517 code for a protein of 417 amino acids. The transcript has a single exon. Gene Ontology annotation, biological process: protein transport; protein modification process; endosome to lysosome transport. NCBI's taxonomy places the organism in Eukaryota, Viridiplantae, Streptophyta, Magnoliopsida, Rosales, Rhamnaceae. The record is from RefSeq and is a predicted model, not a curated record. Gene Ontology annotation, cellular component: ESCRT I complex. Gene Ontology annotation, molecular function: ubiquitin binding.